This is a messenger RNA of Chelonia mydas (Green sea turtle), 1947 nucleotides long. It is a transcript of the gene EMC3, whose product is annotated as ER membrane protein complex subunit 3. Gene Ontology annotation, cellular component: membrane; EMC complex. The record is from RefSeq and is a predicted model, not a curated record. Bases 163 to 948 code for a protein of 261 amino acids. Gene Ontology annotation, biological process: protein folding in endoplasmic reticulum. NCBI's taxonomy places the organism in Eukaryota, Metazoa, Chordata, Testudines, Cheloniidae. The transcript has 9 exons.
CGUUCGCGCUGACAGCUCCAGACUCUACUCGUGUUUCCCGCCAGACAGUGAGUCCUGUCUCGCGAUGAUGACCUCACAAUUACGUAUUUCCUGGGCCUCACGGAAAGGCUGCGUUCAAUCAAUCCCGGAAGCGGAGUCAAGGCGAAGGAAUCUACUCUAAAGAUGAGCGAACCAGAGCUGCUGCUGGACUCCAAUAUCCGGUUAUGGGUGGUUCUUCCAAUUGUUUUCAUAACAUUCUUUGUUGGGAUGAUUCGUCACUACGUGUCCAUCUUGCUCCAAAGUGACAAAAAGCUCACUAGGGAACAAGUGUCUGACAGCCAAGUCCUAAUUCGAAGCAGAGUCCUCAGAGAAAAUGGAAAAUACAUUCCAAAACAGUCUUUCCUGACACGGAAGUAUUUCUUCAAUAACCCAGAGGAUGGAUUUUUUAAAAAAACAAAAAGGAAGGUAGUGCCCCCUUCUCCAAUGACAGAUCCUACUAUGCUGACGGAUAUGAUGAAAGGGAAUGUAACCAAUGUUCUACCCAUGAUCCUUAUCGGCGGUUGGAUCAACAUGACGUUCUCGGGCUUUGUAACAACAAAGGUACCAUUUCCCCUGACACUGCGCUUUAAACCAAUGCUGCAGCAGGGAAUUGAGCUGCUCACUUUGGAUGCAUCCUGGGUGAGUUCUGCUUCAUGGUACUUCCUGAAUGUGUUUGGACUUAGAAGCAUUUAUACGCUCAUCCUGGGUCAAGAUAAUGCUGCAGACCAAUCUAGGGUGAUGCAGGAACAGAUGACAGGAGCAGCAAUGGCCAUGCCCGCAGAUACUAACAAAGCCUUUAAGACGGAGUGGGAAGCUUUGGAACUGACUGAUCAUCAGUGGGCAUUAGAGGAUGUGGAAGAAGAGCUCAUGGCAAAAGAUCUCCACUUUGAAGGCAUGUUUAAGGAAGAGUUACAGACGUCUAUCUUCUGAAAGCAGAGUUGAGUUUUCAUGCAAAGGUGUUUAAAAAAAAAAUCGGUUACUUACUAAAAUAUACUGUACUUUUUGAUGCUCAGAAUAAAAGAUCAGAACUGCAGUUAUCUAACUUCCACUAAUGUGAGACUCAAAAGAGUUAUUGUUCCCAUCUGUCUUCAAGGUAUAUUUGAUCCAAAGGGGAUCAGUAUAGGUUUCCAGUUACUACGAGAGGUUUUUCUUUUUAGAAGACAUGCAUCUUUCAGUCAUGGCAGCUAAAACAAGAGGCUUAUUGACAAACAAUAACUUCUAGUUCUAUCAUAAACAAAUGAAAAAUAGGGUUUUGGAGAUAAAGACCUCAAAACUUCACUACAACACUUCAAACAUCAAACAGAUGAAGUAAUGCACUAGUCACCUGUAUUUUCUCCUUUAAAUCAUUCAGACAGCUAGAAAUGCAAUUGAUCUUUGAUGUUAAAACAGUAAAACAAAGUCGAAAAUAUAACCAUAUCAGAAGAAGAAAUGCAGAACUGAAGUACCAAAAAACUAUAUCGCUCAUCUUUCAGAAUCAGCCUCAACAUUCAGUUUCCUCAGGUUUUGAUUUUUUCUCCUUGUGUUUAUAGUCUUUUCCCAUUUUAUCAGGUUUUGUUUUCCUCUGAGAAAACCAUACAAAGAAAAAAAACCUUGAAAUAACACUGAACGAAUACCACACAAGCAACUGUUGUCAGAAUUAUUGUUCCUCUGAAAAACCAAGAUAUGAAGUGCAGUUUGCAGAUGUAUGUAAUAUAUAUUCCACUCGUUUUGACCUAAGAUGAUGUGUAACAGGGAGCACAAGAAGUACAGUCCACAUUCCCCAAAUUCACACUGCCCUUGGAAACGUUAAUAUUGGAUUAUGGUUCUUGGUGUUUUUACUGUACUUAACUGUUUGCAUAGACUUAAUGUGAUAUAAGUAUGUGUAACAGUGACCUGGUGUCUACAACUUAAGUUACUAGUAAAAUAAUUCUUGCUUUUCUUUUGAUGGUA